AUGAAAUUCCAGCGAAAAAUUAGGUUAUAUAAUAAUAAUAAUAAUAAUGGAGAUGCAGCUCCACAUUCGACAGACCAGCAUCCACACGUGGAAGCCGCCCUGGAUCUUCCCGUUGUGGUUGAUUCGAACGACGAUGAAAUAGUCUCCCACGAACUAGAGAAAAUGAGGAGUAUACUGGAAGAGGCGAUUUUGGAAACGCGCAGCACCCCUAUCGAAAAUCGACCGCGACUUCCCCGCAUACCCCUAAGCAAGCGAAAUCGGGCUGUCGUGAGGGCUCUUAACCCAAUGCUGGUGACCUAUUUGGAAGCCAGCCGGGACCUUUGCGAGACGGACUCAAUUCUCUUUGGCGCCGCAGUGGCAGUUUGCCGUAUUAUUGGCGCCAAACUUCCCAUGGCUGGACGCGCUACUACACAAAGUAGCGCCAUCCCAGCCUGGAGAAAAAGAAUCGAGGACCGUAUCGCAAAGGCAAGGGCCCUUAUCGGCAGACUGACAAGCUUCAGGUCGGGUAAUAAUAGACCGAGGAUUAUGCGCACCGUUAGGAUGGCGUUUGCUGGGACAAAUAUCAGUUUGUCCCAGCCGGAUAUCACGCAGAAACUAACGGAGCGCAUAGACGACCUGAAGCAAAAGAUCGCUGCUUGGGGGAAGCGGAUUCGACGAUUUACCGACAGGUCAAGGCGGUUCAACCAGAAUCGUCUCUUCCAGAGUGAUCAGAAGAGGCUCUAUAAAUCAUUGGAGCGGCCAAAGGUAUGUGGAGCGGGCCAAGGACCGGAUCAGGCAGACAUUAUCGCAUUCUGGCGUGGCCUGUGGUCAGAGCCCGUAAACCACAGCGAGGGCCCUUGGAUGGAAGUUGUGGCGAGCCAGGGUGCGAGUGUUACGCCUAUGGACCCCAUCACCGUAACGCCGGAAGACGUGGCUGAGGCGGUACUAACUUUGCUUGGUAUUGCUGUGGUCGCCUUAGGUGCUGACCAUCAUGCAAUUUCAGAGCAAUUGAUAAAACAUCACACACCAGAACAUCAUGGACACCAUAGUGAACUUUCACACGUAGAAUCUCAUACUCCUGAUCAUCAUGAAGAAUACGCGUGGGCGUAUCCGUCAUAUGAGUUUUCAUACGAAGUUAAUGAUCCCUAUACUCAUGAUCAUAAAGGUCAUCAUGAGGCUAGACAUGGUGAUGAAAUAAAAGGAAUGUACUGGCUCGUACAACCCGAUGGCCGUAAGCGCACUGUCAGAUUUAACACGCACGUUGAAUAUUCUGAACCUAUUUAUCAUGUUCAUCACAAGGAUCACAAACAUCAUAACGAUCAUCAUAAAGAAGAACUGCAUCAUGUACCUGAAUCAGAAUAUCGUGAAAUUGUACAUUACAAACCCGAACCUCACUCCGAAGAUAAACAUGAGCACCAUGAACCAGAAAGUCACUAUGAAGAGAAAAGCUAUGAAAACGAACAUGAAAAGCACAAACACUAUGAACCAGAGUAUCACCUUCAUGAACAUAAGCAACCAGAGCACCAUGAGCAGGGUCAUAAGCAUCACGAGCAUGAGUAUGAUGGUGAAAACAAUCACAAACAUGAAUACUAUAUAAACGAACAUUAUGGUCACCACGGAGAACUUUCACACGUUGGAUCUCAUACUCCUGAGCAUCAUAAGGAAUACGCGUGGUCCUAUCCGUUAUAUGAGUUCUCAUACCAAGUUGAUGAUCCCCAUACUCAUGAUCAUAAAGGUCAUCACGAAGCUAGAGAUGGCGAUGAAGUGAAGGGGAUGUACUGGCUCAUACAACCCGAUGGUCGUAAACGCACCGUCAAGUAUCACGCCGAUGAACACAGCGGAUUAAACGCCUACGUUGAAUAUUCUGAGCCUAUUUAUCAUGUUCAUCACAACGAUCACAAACAUCAUAAAGAUCAUCAUAAAGAAGAAAUGCAUCAUGUGCCUGAAUCAGAACAUCAUGUAAUUGUUCAUUACGAACCAGACCCUCACUCCGAAGAUAAACAUGAGCACCAUGAGCCCGAAAGUCACUAUGAAGAGAAAAACUAUAAAAAAGAACAUGAAAAACACAAACACUACGAACCCGAGUAUCACCUUAAUGAACAUAAGCAACCGGAGCACCAUGAGCAAAAUCAUAAACAUCACGAGCAUGAGUAUGAUGAUGAAAACAAUCAUGAACAUGAACACUAUUUUAACGAACAUUAUGGUCACUAUGGUGAACUUUCACACGUCGGAACUCAUACUCCUGAAGAUCAUAAAAAAUACGCUUGGUCGUAUCCAUCAUAUGAGUUCUCGUACCAAGUUGAUGAUCCCCACACUCAUGACCAUAAAGGUCAUCAUGAAGCUAGAUAUGGUGACGAAAUGAAGGGGAUGUACUGGCUCAUACAACCCGAUGGUCGUAAACGCACCGUCAAGUAUCACGCCGACGAGCACAGCGGUUUUAACGCCCACGUAGAAUAUUCUGAGCCUAUUUAUCAUGUUCAUCGUAACGAUCAUAAAGACCAAGAAGACCAUCAUAAAGAAGAACUGCAUCAUGUACCUCUAUCAGAACAUCCUGAAGUUGUUCAUUACAAACCCGAACCUCACUCCGAAGAUGAACAUGACGGGCACUAUGAACUUAAACUUCACCAUGUUGAAAAACACCAUGGAAAAGAACAUGAAGAACACGAAUAUAAGGAACCAGAAUACUAUGAACAGCAGAAUGAACAUCUCGAACAUGAGCAUCAUGAUGAAAACCAUCAUGAACCUGAAUAUCAUAUUUAUAAGCACCAAGAACCAGAAUCCUAUGAAGAAGAACGUCAUAUAUCAGAACACCAAGCACACAAACUUGCAAAUGAUAAACAUCACGGACAUGAAAAUUAUGACCACCGUGACCAGAACGACCAUUAUGUUCAUCGUGAUUAUGAUGAACAUCGUAAACAUAAUAACCGUGACGAUCGACAUCAGGAUGAUCGAAAUGAAAACGACCAUAAAUAUAAUCAUGAACAUGACGAUCACCAUGAACAACAUGUUGACAGCUAUCACCUUCACCAUGGUGAAAAAGAAGACAGACAUCCAUACCCUCAUAUACCCAUUAUACAUAACGUUAAAUCGCAUCGGCCGCACUAUGGAGACAAACUUAAUUCUCACCAUCGGAAUUAA
This is a messenger RNA of Parnassius apollo (apollo), 3117 nucleotides long. Lineage: Eukaryota; Metazoa; Arthropoda; Insecta; Lepidoptera; Papilionidae. The record is from the annotation of a GenBank genome assembly.